Molecule: messenger RNA, 732 nt
Organism: Exophiala dermatitidis NIH/UT8656
Lineage: Eukaryota; Fungi; Ascomycota; Eurotiomycetes; Chaetothyriales; Herpotrichiellaceae
Product: NADH dehydrogenase (ubiquinone) Fe-S protein 6
Exons: 3
Coding region: 1-732 (243 amino acids)
Biological process (GO): mitochondrial electron transport, NADH to ubiquinone
Source: RefSeq, a predicted model, not a curated record
AUGGCCUCGUUAACAACCACAAUGCGGACGCGUAUCCACGGCGUCGCCGCUCGCGCGGUACGGGGUCCCUCUAGGCCUCUAUCCAUGUCGGCCCGUCUGCUGCGCGCAGGACCCGGAACCGGCGAGAACUUUGAACAGGCCAACGAUCCUUCUGGCCGCAAGUUGACGCCCAAUGUCUCCAAGACGAACGAAACACCGGUCGAUGCAAUGGGCAACCGUGAUGCGCCCCUACAAGAGCUGGCCACCGCGGCAGAACAACAGAGACAAAUGCAGGCUCCUAACAGAGAAAAGCCCUGGUCAAGAAGCCAGAUGCCGAGAGAGCUUGCAAUGACGGGACCAAGAUUUGAGCAGACUAUUUUCGAACUUCAGCCACAACCGCUGGCAGCCAUUGAACUUAUCCACAAACAGCCCGUGCGGUGGGUUGAUGCGAAGAGCGUUGCCUGUGAUGGCGGUGGUGGUCCUUUGGGUCAUCCCAGGGUCUUUAUCAACCUGGACAAACAGCAAAUCUGCUGGUGCGAAUACUGUGGGAUCCCAUAUGCCAAAAAGGAGCACAAGGAGCAUCUUGAAUCGCUUCCUUCGACAUCUUACCCUCUCGCACCUACGGGUGACCCGUUCGAGGUCGAAUUGCCCAAAACUCCCACAAUGAAGGGCGAAGUGCAGGGCCACUAUCCUUUGUUGAAGGGUGAGCAUGAAGCGGAGGCUGUUGAUAACAAGCCGCUCCAGCAGAGAUGA